Messenger RNA from Quercus lobata, 1177 nucleotides. RefSeq names its product probable zinc transporter 10. Gene Ontology annotation, cellular component: plasma membrane. Gene Ontology annotation, molecular function: zinc ion transmembrane transporter activity. Gene Ontology annotation, biological process: zinc ion transmembrane transport. Lineage: Eukaryota; Viridiplantae; Streptophyta; Magnoliopsida; Fagales; Fagaceae. The record is from RefSeq and is a predicted model, not a curated record.
AUGGCCAUUUCACUUUUCAAGCUCAUCUCCAUCUUCAUGAUCAUACCACAAGCUCUUUCAGAGUCCAACCAAUGCAAUAUAGAAUCCAAGUCUUGCAAUGAUAAGGCAAUUAGAGCAUUACCCCUCAAGAACAUAGCCAUUGUGUCCAUCUUAGUAACUAGUAUGAUUGGCGUGAGCUAAUUACCUAGUGUUACACGUUCAGUCCAAGCCUUACAGCCCGAUCAAGAUCUAUUUAUUAUCGUUAAGUCUUUCGCCGGUGGCAUUAUACUCGCAACCGGGUUCAUGCACGUUUUGCCUGACUCUUUUGAUAUGUUGAGGUCUAAUUGCCUCAAACACAACCCAUGGCACAACUUCCCCUUUUCAGGCUUUGUGGCUAUGUUGUUUGCAAUAGUAACACUAAUGGUGGAUUCCAUGGCCACUAGUAUCUAUAGCCGGAAUUAUUGUAAUGCCGGAUUUAUCACUGCAGAUAAAGGUAGUAGUGGUAGUAGUGUGAAUGAAGGAGAGCAAGUAAUUGCAGUGGCGAGCACGGGGCAUUUACAUUCUCACCAUCAAGUAGUUAUAAAGGCAGGGAUAAGUACCGGAGGCUCACAACUUUUACGUUAUCGUGUGGUAGCCAUGGUAUUAGAACUGGGAAUUGUUGUUCAUUCAGUUGUGAUAGGGCUUUCAUUAGGUGCCUCAAACAAUACUUGCACAAUAAAAGGUCUUGUGGCUGCACUUUGCUUCCAUCAAAUGUUUGAAGGGAUGAGUCUUGGUGGUUGCAUUCUCCAGGCAGAAUACAAGCUAUUAAAGAAGGCAAUUAUGGUGUUCUUCUUCUCAGUGACAACCCCAUUUGGUGUUGCCUUAGGGAUUGCGUUGUCAAAAACGUACAUAGAAAAUAGCACUAGUGCUUUGAUCACCGUUGGACUACUUGAUGCAUCAUCAGCUGGCCUUUUGAUCUACAUGGCUCUCGUUGAUCUUCUUUCUGCAGAUUUUAUGGCUCCAAAGUUGCAAGCUAGCAUUAAGCUCCAGAUUAAAUGUUUCGUUGCUGUUCUUUUGGGUUCUGGUGGCAUGUCUUUGAUGGCAAAAUGGGCGUGAGAUAAUUAAUUAUAUAUGGAUAAAAUAAUGUUGAGAAAAUCUAUGUAACAAAUUGAAAGAUACUUAUGUAUUCAAUAAAAUGUGUAAAGACAAUAGUUAUCAG